AUGUACAGGGGCUUCAGGCCAACAGUAAUACGACAUCAGUCUGACAGGUACAUGGGCUACAGUCAGACAUUAAUACGACAUCAGUCUGACAGGUACAUGGGCUACAGUCCGACAUUAAUACGACAUCAGUCUGACAGGUACAUGGGCUACAGUCCGACAUUAAUACGACAUCAGUCUGACAGGUACAUGGGCUACAGUCCGACAUUAAUACGACAUCAGUCUGACAGGUACAUGGGCUACAGUCAGACAUUAAUACGACAUCAGUCUGACAGGUACAUGGGCUACAGUCCGACAUUAAUACGACAUCAGUCUGACAGGUACAUGGGCUACAGUCCGACAUUAAUACGACAUCAGUCUGACAGGUACAUGGGCUACAGUCAGACAUUAAUACGACAUCAGUCUGACAGGUACAUGGGCUACAGUCCGACAUUAAUACGACAUCAGUCUGACAGGUACAUGGGCUACAGUCCGACAUUAAUACGACAUCAGUCUGACAGGUACAUGGGCUACAGUCCGACAUUAAUACGACAUCAGUCUGACAGGUACAUGGGCUACAGUCCGACAUUAAUACGACAUCAGUCUGACAGGUACAUGGGCUACAGUCCGACAUUAAUACGACAUCAGUCUGACAGGUACAUGGGCUACAGUCCGACAUUAAUACGACAUCAGUCUGACAGGUACAUGGGCUACAGUCCGACAUUAAUACGACAUCAGUCUGACAGGUACAUGGGCUACAGUCAGACAUUAAUACGACAUCGGUCUGACAGGUACAUGGGCUACAGUCCGACAUUAAUACGACAUCAGUCUGACAGGUACAUGGGCUACAGUCCGACAUUAAUACGACAUCAGUCUGACAGGUACAUGGGCUACAGUCCGACAUUAAUACGACAUCAGUCUGACAGGUACAUGGGCUACAGUCCGACAUUAAUACGACAUCAGUCUGACAGGUACAUGGGCUACAGUCCGACAUUAAUACGACAUCAGUCUGACAGGUACAUGGGCUACAGUCCGACAUUAAUACGACAUCAGUCUGACAGGUACAUGGGCUACAGUCCGACAUUAAUACGACAUCAGUCUGACAGGUACAUGGGCUACAGUCCGACAUUAAUACGACAUCAGUCUGACAGGUACAUGGGCUACAGUCCGACAUUAAUACGACAUCAGUCUGACAGGUACAUGGGCUACAGUCCGACAUUAAUACGACAUCAGUCUGACAGGUACAUGGGCUACAGUCCGACAUUAAUACGACAUCAGUCUGACAGGUACAUGGGCUACAGUCCGACAUUAAUACGACAUCAGUCUGACAGGUACAUGGGCUACAGUCAGACAUUAAUACGACAUCAGUCUGACAGGUACAUGGGCUACAGUCCGACAUUAAUACGACAUCAGUCUGACAGGUACAUGGGCUACAGUCCGACAUUAAUACGACAUCAGUCUGACAGGUACAUGGGCUACAGUCCGACAUUAAUACGACAUCAGUCUGACAGGUACAUGGGCUACAGUCCGACAUUAAUACGACAUCAGUCUGACAGGUACAUGGGCUACAGUCCGACAUUAAUACGACAUCAGUCUGACAGGUACAUGGGCUACAGUCCGACAUUAAUACGACAUCAGUCUGACAGGUACAUGGGCUACAGUCCGACAUUAAUACGACAUCAGUCUGACAGGUACAUGGGCUACAGUCCGACAUUAAUACGACAUCAGUCUGACAGGUACAUGGGCUACAGUCCGACAUUAAUACGACAUCAGUCUGACAGGUACAUGGGCUACAGUCCGACAUUAAUACGACAUCAGUCUGACAGGUACAUGGGCUACAGUCCGACAUUAAUACGACAUCAGUCUGACAGGUACAUGGGCUACAGUCCGACAUUAAUACGACAUCAGUCUGACAGGUACAUGGGCUACAGUCCGACAUUAAUACGACAUCAGUCUGACAGGUACAUGGGCUACAGUCCGACAUUAAUACGACAUCAGUCUGACAGGUACAUGGGCUACAGUCCGACAUUAAUACGACAUCAGUCUGACAGGUACAUGGGCUACAGUCCGACAUUAAUACGACAUCAGUCUGACAGGUACAUGGGCUACAGUCAGACAUUAAUACGACAUCAGUCUGACAGGUACAUGGGCUACAGUCCGACAUUAAUACGACAUCAGUCUGACAGGUACAUGGGCUACAGUCCGACAUUAAUACGACAUCAGUCUGACAGGUACAUGGGCUACAGUCCGACAUUAAUACGACAUCAGUCUGACAGGUACAUGGGCUACAGUCCGACAUUAAUACGACAUCAGUCUGACAGGUACAUGGGCUACAGUCCGACAUUAAUACGACAUCAGUCUGACAGGUACAUGGGCUACAGUCCGACAUUAAUACGACAUCAGUCUGACAGGUACAUGGGCUACAGUCCGACAUUAAUACGACAUCAGUCUGACAGGUACAUGGGCAACAGUCCGACAUUAAUACGACAUCAGUCUGACAGGUACAUGGGCUACAGUCCGACAUUAAUACGACAUCAGUCUGACAGGUACAUGGGCUACAGUCCGACAUUAAUACGACAUCAGUCUGACAGGUACAUGGGCUACAGUCCGACAUUAAUACGACAUCAGUCUGACAGGUACAUGGGCUACAGUCCGACAUUAAUACGACAUCAGUCUGACAGGUACAUGGGCUACAGUCCGACAUUAAUACGACAUCAGUCUGACAGGUACAUGGGCUACAGUCCGACAUUAAUACGACAUCAGUCUGACAGGUACAUGGGCUACAGUCCGACAAGGACAGUAGCAAGCAUUCGACACAACCAUCGACCGUGCCUACAUAGGCCUACUGCAUCCAACAUAAGAUAA
Messenger RNA from Physella acuta, 2841 nucleotides. RefSeq lists its product as uncharacterized. The record is from RefSeq and is a predicted model, not a curated record. Lineage: Eukaryota; Metazoa; Mollusca; Gastropoda; Physidae.